UGGCUCUCCAUCCAUACCAAACCAUUAAAACUCACUUCUCUCUUUAUCUCUCUUUGUCUCCAUAAUGGCGACUUCUCUGGUAUACAACUCCCCCCUUUACUCUCUAAACCAUCGUCACCGAGGGUUCUGUUGUAUACACAGCCCACCCUCUAAACAUCAACCACCAUUCAAAAAUCUGAAUUAUUCAGAUCGUCUCCGGCGAGUCUUAAAAUCAUCUUCUUACAAAAACCCUACUCGGCAGCAGGAGGCAUCCUCUGAUGAGGAGACUAAAACGAAAGUAUCUGAUGAUCGUCUCGAAAUUCCUGCCCCAACGCCUCCGACUUCUAAUCAACCGUUUUCCUUUAAAUAUCUUCGUCGACUAUUCAGUUCUGGAAAUCACAGGGAAACUAUUAGGAUUGAUGAGCUUGGAUUAGAUAUUCUUUCUAUUGCGUUGCCAGCUGCUUUGGCUCUGGCUGCUGAUCCGAUUACUUCUUUGGUUGAUUCCGCAUUUGUUGGCCAUCUGGGAUCUGUUGAGCUGGCAUCAGUUGGUGUGUCCAUUUCUGUAUUUAAUCUGGUGUCCAAAUUGUUUAAUGUUCCUCUGCUCAAUAUCACAACAUCCUUUGUUGCUGAAGAACAAGCUAUGGCUUCUGUGAUGAACAAUGAUUCAAGUCAAACUGGCCAAGAUGAAAACCAAAACAAGAGAAUCCUUCCUUCUGUAUCAGUUUCUUUAGCUCUAGCGGCAUUUAUUGGUAUUGUGGAAGCGAUAGCACUUUCUCUUGGCUCCAGCUUCUUAAUGGACACCAUGGGUAUAGCUGUUGAUUCUCCAAUGCGUAUACCAGCAGAGCAUUUUCUUACCUUGAGGGCUCUUGGUGCUCCUCCUGUUGUAAUUGCACUUGCUGCACAAGGCACCUUCCGUGGAUUUAAAGACACAAAAACACCUCUCUAUGCUGUUGGUGCUGGCAAUUUAUUAAAUGCUAUGUUAGAUGCUAUAUUGAUUUUUCGUUUUGGCUUUGGAGUUGGUGGUGCCGCAAUUGCCACUGUCAUUUCUGAAUAUCUGAUUGCUUUUAUCCUACUCUGGAAGUUAAACGACGAAGUUGAGCUCAUUUCUCCUAAAAUUGAUGGGAGAAAAAUGGUCCAGUAUCUACAAUCUGGUGGACUUUUGAUUGGUAGAAGCUUAGCUGUACUUACAACUCUAACAUUAUCAACAUCAGUGGCAGCUAGAGAAGGGCCCAUACCCAUGGCUGGUCAUCAAAUCUGCUCACAAGUUUGGUUGGGCGUGUCUUUGAUUACAGAUGCUCUAGCUUUGGCUGGACAGGCCCUUCUAGCAAGUAAUUACUCCCAAGCAAGCUAUAGUCAAGCUCGCCAAGUAAUCUACAAAGUCAUACAGAUUGGUUUAUUUACAGGAGUUUCCUUAUCUAUAAUCUUGUUUCUUGGAUUUGGGGCACUUUCUAGCUUAUUCACCGAUGAUUCAAAUGUUAUAACGAUUGCAUUGUCUGGUACUUUGUUUGUUGCUGGAUCUCAGCCCAUAAAUGCUAUUGCAUUUGUCAUUGAUGGUCUCUACUAUGGGGUUUCAGACUUCGAAUAUGCAGCCUAUUCCAUGGUGGUGAUUGGAAUUAUCUCUUCAUUGUUCUUGAUUCUGGUUGCUCCUGCAUAUGGUCUUGUGGGAGUUUGGAUGGGAUUGUUCUUGUUCAUGACUUUGCGUGUACUAGCUGGAAUAUGGAGGUUAAGUUCUAAAGAUGGACCAUGGAAAUUGGUAUGGUCAGAUAUGGAAAAGUCAGUAAGGUAGAUCUGAGUGGCACUAUUGUUGUUAUUUCGUCAACUCUCCAAGGCACGUGGAAUGCAGACAACUAUGAUUGGUUUCUAUUGUGUACAUAAACAUGGAGGAACGAUUGAAAGGAACAUUGGUUUGAAGAAGAGGAGGUGGUGCUUUAGAAUGGUGAUGUUCAAAUGACUUAAUGAAUGUGUAGCUAACUUUGAAUGAACUAUCUUCUUUGGAUACGAAGGUGCGAGGUAAGAACACAAUUAACAUGGCUAGGGAUCCAAUUUAUUUCCGACUUCUGAAAUUCAGGGGAUGAUGAGAUAACAAACAAAUUAAAUUCGAAAAUUGAACUGAAAAGUAAAAAAGGCCCUUGUAAAACAAAAAUAAAAGAGCAAUCAAUGGCAAUAGUAUUAUACAAUUUUGAGCUCUUCUCCAAAGCCAUAAUAUCAAUAAGUAAAAAAGUAAUAAUAAAUGCAUAUCUCCAUUUUAAAAGAUAAAUUUAUGAGGGUUUAAAGAGCGCCAAAAAGAAGAAAGGCAUGAUUGUUAAAUCACAUGCUAAAAGAGAAACUCAUAAAGGUGAACUUCCAUCUAGAAUUUAAGGCAUCUUUUUAGUUUUCCUUUCUAA
Impatiens glandulifera is the source of this 2363-nucleotide messenger RNA. RefSeq names its product protein DETOXIFICATION 44, chloroplastic. Bases 65 to 1765 code for a protein of 566 amino acids. NCBI's taxonomy places the organism in Eukaryota, Viridiplantae, Streptophyta, Magnoliopsida, Ericales, Balsaminaceae. The record is from RefSeq and is a predicted model, not a curated record. Gene Ontology annotation, cellular component: membrane. Gene Ontology annotation, molecular function: xenobiotic transmembrane transporter activity; antiporter activity. Gene Ontology annotation, biological process: transmembrane transport. The transcript has 14 exons.